CCAGCACUCCAUAGCAUCCACGUUAUAAGGUUUCCUCUUUUCUCUCUUUUCUUGCCAUUACAAAUAGCACAUUUCACAACAUCAUUACAGCAUUGCAGCAUUCGAUAGAACCAGACACAUUAUAUUUUUUUGCUUUCUCUCUCUCUCAAACAUUUUAUAUAUCUUUGCACGCUGCACAGUUCAUAUUUCAUACUUAAUCCUUGCUUUAUUCUUUUCUGCAUAUAUAUUUUAUACUAUCUCAAAUAAAAAUUUUCAAUACUCAGUCCGAGAUCAUAUACAACUCAACAAUGUGCGCCAUCCACUCUAUCAUUUCUGCCGCUGUCUACGGCUCCGCUUCCAUUACAGAGAAGACAACUGAUUUCCAUGUGAAGCUGACCGAUAUGCGCUGCUACCAUGCUCAUAAUUACCAAUGCGCAUUGUGUGGUGCUUUGUUUGGUACCGCGUACGAGACAAGCGAGCACGUUAAGGAAGAGCAUUUUUACCCCGAGCUGUAAUUAUGUGGUUGCAUUUGUCUUUUUCAUAUACCAACGAGGACAAUGGGAAAACCCAUUUUACCGGGGGCCUUCCCCUGAGAUCAUUUGUUUUGUUUAUCCAGCCUCAUUUUACACUGCCAUCUCAUUUCUAGUUUACACUCCCCCUCACCUCUUUUACCAAUCAACUGAAUUCCCUCCCAAUCAAGGGCAUUUGGAUCUUUGAAAUAGUCGACAUUAGCUAUUUUUCUGCGCCUAUAGUUUUUUGAUUAGGAAUUUCAAACCUUUUAUUAAUUUUUUAUGUCAUUGCAUUAAUCCGAAUUUUCUAAAUAUAAACAUACAUCCUUUCUUUUUAUAAACACUCAAAUAUUGCAAGUCUACACAUGUGAUGAUGUUGAUCAACGUGUUAGUUUUACCUGUGCGAAUUGAUAAUGAG
This is a messenger RNA of Kickxella alabastrina, 906 nucleotides long. RefSeq lists its product as uncharacterized. The record is from RefSeq and is a predicted model, not a curated record. The transcript has a single exon. Lineage: Eukaryota; Fungi; Kickxellomycota; Kickxellomycetes; Kickxellales; Kickxellaceae. The annotation marks the transcript as partial.